AUUGGUGGCAACGCUCCAGCUCGCUCCACGAGUCCGCCCCCCGCCCGGUUGCCGUGGUUGCAGGCCCGGCCCGCCCGCUUGCUGGUUGACAGCGAGACUAAGAGCGGAGGGAAGUGGGUCCGUUGGUCUGUCGGGAACGAGGCUCAGGCGGCCCGGCCCACGCGGAGACGUUGCCAUGGCAGCCGCCGCGGGGGGCGCGGACGAGGAUCCAUGCUCUGGCCGCUCAAGCUCGGAUGGCGAGUGCGCGGUGGCGCCUGAGCCGCUGACGGAAGCCGAGGGCCUCUUCUCCUUCUCCGAUUUUGGGUCCGCGUUGAGUGGCGCCGCGGCCCUGCCGGGCGGGGCGUCCGGAGGGGCCCAGUCCCCGCUGCGCUACCUCCACGUCCUGUGGCAGCAGGACGCCGAGCCGCGCGACGAGCUGCGCUGCAAGAUCCCCGCCGGGCGGCUCAGGCGCGCGGCCAGACCCCAUCGCCGGCUCGGGCCCACGGGCAAAGAGGUGCACGCUCUGAAGAGGCUGAGGGACUCGGCCAAUGCCAACGAUGUAGAAACAGUGCAGCAGCUGCUGGACGAUGGUGUGGACCCCAGUGCAGCAGAUGACAAGGGCCGAACUGCUCUCCACUUUGCCUCCUGCAAUGGCAAUGACCAGAUCGUGCAGCUGCUCCUGGACCAUGGGGCCGACCCCAACCAGCGCGACGGGCUGGGGAAUACACCACUGCACCUGGCGGCCUGCACCAACCACGUCCCUGUCAUCACCACACUGCUUCGAGGAGGGGCCCGCGUGGACGCCCUGGACCGAGCAGGCCGCACACCCCUGCACCUGGCCAAGUCCAAGCUGAACAUCCUGCAGGAGGGCCACUCCCAGUGCCUGGAGGCUGUGCGGCUGGAGGUGAAACAGAUCAUCCACAUGCUGCGGGAGUACCUGGAGCGCCUGGGGCGGUACGAGCAACGUGAGCGGCUAGAUGACCUCUGUACCCGCCUCCAGAUGACCAGCACCAAGGAGCAGGUGGAUGAAGUGACUGACCUGCUGGCCAGUUUCACCUCCCUCAGUUUGCAGAUGCAGAGCAUGGAGAAGAGGUAGCGAGAAAGUCUCCCUGCCUUCCUGCCAUUGUCCUGCCCUCUGCUCCUCAUCACAAAGGAGAAGCCCAGUGUCUGGGACUUUGGCAGAUACUUUCCUCGGAUGUACUCUCCAUGACCCUGAAGUUACUCCUAGUCACCAUCUAUCAUCUCUGUGGACCAGAGGGACCAGGCCAGCCUCUGCAGCUGCACCUCAGCUGUAGCCCAUGCAGUGUCCCAGCAGCCCCCACUCAUCUGUGACUUCCCUCACAGGCUCCAGACCUCCUCUGUGUUCCUCCUGGCCGUCAGCUGGUUGCCAUGAGCUCACUUAGGAAGGGGACCCUCAGCCCAGAGGGGAGCGCUGGCCUGUGACAUGGCCUGCACCUCUCACCAGCAUGUAGAUUUAAGCUCGUUGCCUGAUUUUCACAGUGACACUUUGGUGAAUUUCUCUGGUUAGAAGGGGAGCCUUGGAGACACUCCAACCUUACCAAGGUUAGGAAGGACCCUGCUGAGCCCAAGACAGGAAGUCCCCAGCCCUUUCCUCCCAGCUGCAGGAGCACCAGGAGGGUGGAGCCGUCUUGCAGCUUUCACUGUCAUUGGCUGAUAGCUGCCUACACGUGGGAGAGCCCGGGUCCUCAUCCCAGGAACCUGUGACCCUUCCCCUUCCCUUACCUGACAAAGAGGCUCAUGGAUUUAACUAAGGAUCCUGAGGCAGAUGAUCCUGAAUUACCUAAAUGGGCCAGAUUUAAUCGAAGGAGGUGAAAGAGGAAAUAGGACAUGUGCCUAUAGAGGCAGGAAUUUGGAGGGGAAGGAGCAGGAAGUCGAGGAAGGGGUCUGGAGCCAAGGGACGCAAGCCACCCACCUCCAGAAGCCAGAGGCAAGGAAACAGUUUCUCCUCUUGGAACUUCCAGGAGGCACCAGCGCUGACAUCUACCUGGACUUGAGUUCAGUGAGAUGGAUUUCAGCGCCACGCCUCCAGAACUGUAAGAGAAUAAAUCUGUCAUUUUGAGCCA
Molecule: messenger RNA, 2063 nt
Organism: Heterocephalus glaber (naked mole-rat)
Lineage: Eukaryota; Metazoa; Chordata; Mammalia; Rodentia; Bathyergidae
Gene: Ankrd54
Product: ankyrin repeat domain 54
Biological process (GO): regulation of protein kinase activity; regulation of intracellular signal transduction
Cellular component (GO): cytoplasm; nucleus
Molecular function (GO): protein binding; protein kinase regulator activity
Source: RefSeq, a predicted model, not a curated record